Molecule: messenger RNA, 8457 nt
Organism: Xyrichtys novacula (pearly razorfish)
Lineage: Eukaryota; Metazoa; Chordata; Actinopteri; Labriformes; Labridae
Source: the annotation of a GenBank genome assembly
GUAGUUUAAACCCGAACCAGCAGCAGUAUCAGGAGAAGGACCCUGCAGCAUGCUGAGCUGGAAGAGUUCCUGCACGGACCACAAGAGUUCUGGACAAGGUACCAUGAGUUCUGGAUCGGGCCUGAUGAGUUCUGGACCGGUUCUGAUGAGUCGGGGAUCCGGACCGGAGCGCAGCCGGGUCGGAGAGCGGCUGCAGGCGGCUCUGGCCGGGCUGCAGGAGCUCAACCUGCUCCGGGACCGGCAGAGCGAGCUGGUGAGCCGGGCUCUGAGGGGGGACCGGGAGGAACCGGGGUCUGCGGUCCGGUCGGGUCAGGAGCGUUCUGGAAAGACCGGGACCGAGGAGCAGCGACUGGAGGCGACUCUGAGGACCCUGAAGGAUCAGCUGGUAUGAAGACAUGCACGCACGCACACACACACAGAUCCAGUUUGAAGCAGUCAGACUGGUGUAUGAAAAAAUAACCUGAUUAUGUGUUUAAUCCGAACCCUACAGCUGAUAAUGAGUCUUAAUCAGGGUUACAAAAUUCCAGGAACUUUUUAAAUUGGAAUCUUUCCACUGGGAUUAACGGGAAUAAAUCUGAAAUGUACCAAAUUGAAGUUUGGCCCUCAACAGGAACUUCAGUAUAGUUGGUGAAAAUAUCUUGCAGUAUAAUCUUGACUAAAACAACCACAUUUUACACAAGUCCACUCCUCAAUCACAAAGACAUUUGAGCCCACACACUAUAGAAAGUCAAUUAAGUUUGGAUAGAAUUAUGGGGUAAAUAGAUUUCACCUAAAUGUAAGUUAUUUUUCAUUUCAUUGACCUUUUAAAAGACGAGUUUAUGGUGGUGGUAGCUACCUCAAAUGUGACGACUCCUGACAGACGGUUUUCUGUAACCAAACAAUCAUUUAUUCAUCAAUUAUCAGAUAUUUAAAGACCAUUUCAGUCAUUUAGCCGACUAUAUUUCUGUUCGUGCCAUCGUUCAUUAGUGUUUUUACAAGCUUUUGUAAUGAUUUUCAUGGAUGUCUGAUUAUGACCAAACAAAAAUCUUUCCAUUUAUGUUUGGAGAUGAAAGAGUUUGAUUAAAGUACCUCAAAUUCUUAGUUCAUUCCCAUAAAUUCCUGUAAUUCCCAUCGAAAGUUUCCAAUUUGGAAUAUCUCCAAAACUCCCCAGUUUAACUUCACAUGGAAAGUUUCUGGAAAUGUACAAUCCCAGUCUAAAUAUACAAUAAUGAGGAGGUAAUCACACGUGAGGAGUAUGUUUAUAAUAUAAAGAGAGAAACUCACUCAUUUUAGAGAGUUGACAACUGUUAACAGACAGCACUCAAUACUGACACACACACAGACACACACAGACACACACUCACAGGCUCUCAGCAGGGGGCAGGAAGCAGAUCAGAGCCAUAAAUCAGGCUCAGUAAGUAAGUGUGUGUGUGUGUGUGUGUGUGUGUGUGUACAGCUGCAGGGGGGAACUAAAAAAACAUUAACAGCAAAGUUUAAAGCUCAAUGGUGAUUUGUGUGUGUGUCUGUAACUGUGUGUGUGUGUGUGUGUGUGUGUGUGUGUGUGUGUGUGUGUGUGUCAGCAGAUGUGUUUAAAGAGCUGGUUUUCUGCUUUUUCACAGUUUAAAAACAAAUAUAAAGUUAAAUGUUGGUUCUCAAAACCAAACAGACAAAGUUCCAGAUUGGAAGGUGAACCUGUGUUGGAUUAAUCUGGUUCAGAUCUGAACCUAAACAGAAUCCACAUCAGAUUUGUUCAGAUCAUGAAAUCACAGAUUAGUGAAUCUCUAAAUCAGGAUACUUUUGUCAUUUUAAAGGGACUAAUGCUACCAUCAAGUUACCUCAGAAGUCAGAAGUCUGAGCUGAAAAUGGCGUCAUACCCAAGUUCCUGGCGUUUCAGUCACCAAGUCGGUAAAAGCAAAAUCGUAGGCGGAAACAUGUAGCCAUCUUGUUUCAGGCCUCUGAUUUCACUUUUUUUCCAACUGGAACGCUGGGAACUCAGGUGUGACGUCAUAUUCAGCUUGGACUUCUGACUUUUAAGGAAACUCAAACGCAGCAUAUGAUGAAUUCCUCACAUGGCAACAGUGGAGAAGAGUUCAGGAAUGCCCGGCUGUAGAAUGUGUUGUUUUAGUUCUGGGCUCUGCACUGCUAGGUUCCAGAAUGAAGGAUCUAGAGUAUCUGGUCCUGUAAUGAUGGGUUUCAGCGUGCUGGGUUUUUGGUUCUGGAAUGGUUCCAGAAUACUGGGAUCCUGGAAUAAUGGGUUUUUCCAGACUGCCAGGUUUGAUGAUGCAUCUUGACAGUGCUGGGUUACAGAGUCAGGGUUCUGGAUUCUGUAAUGAAACUCUGGGUUUGGUUAUACUUGGACCUAUGAUGCCAGGGCGAGGAAUGCUGGGUUCAAGAAUAGUGGGUUCCAGAAUGCCGGGUUCUGGAAUGAUGGAUUCCAGCAUGUAGGCUUCCAGAAUGUUUGUUUGUUUUUUAAGUUCCUGAAUAUAUGAAUUCUCAAUGCGGGGUUACAGAUUUCUAAAUUGGGUUUCGGCAUAGAGGAGAGUGGGGUAAGUGGAGCCCCACCCCCUUUUGCUUGUAAAUGGUCAAAUAAAUUGAUCAUGUGACCAAAUCUUUAGGAGAUGGGCGUCAAUUCAUGGAGUCUAUGAAGGUUGGAAGCUCAUGGGUGAAGAGGUUAGACAUUUAUUUUUUCACUCUGUAAAGUGAAUUUAGUCUUCAGUUUGAUUAGAAUUGUGUUUUAAAUUAGUUUAUACAUCAAUUGUGGAAUCUAUGAGCGACAACAUGAGGUCAAAAACAUCACAUAAAAGUCCACCAUUUUAACUUACCCCAAAAAUUCACGGGGUAAGUUGACCAUAGGAGACCACUUUUUUGUUGUCCUGCUAUAUUCUGAAGAUGACAGUUCUGUUUACUCUCAUUCUGUUGGGUUACAGGGAUGAAGAACAUCCUGAAAUAUCUGCAGAGACACGAGUUAGAGACAAAACUAGGACUGACUUGAUGGACUGAUCAGAAAUAUCAAACAUGGAUCAUCUUACGACACUCUCUCCUACAUGGUUCUGGAAUGUUAGGUUCUGGAAUGCUCGGGUAUGGAAUGUCAGGCUUCUAGAACACCGGGUUCCAGUAUGUUUGGUUCUGGAAUGCCGGGUUCUGGAGUGCUUUGAAGUUCCUUAAAGGGACAGUAGCCGAGUUAAAGGGUUUCAGGCAGAGGCUGAAAUGCAGGUUUUUAAAAGACACUGAUCUGAGAUAAGCGAAGAAUUUUAGGGGCUGUAAAUCAUUUAAAGAUACUACAAAGAUAUCAGGAGGACAAAAGACAGACUGAAAAUUAGAGGAAUACUCCCCCACUCCCAAGUUUUAGAGGACAGGAAGUGCAACUGUUGUAAAGUCCCUGAAGGCUUCCUUCACAUCCUGAGCUGAACUUUGAGAUGAAGUAAAAGAAAUACUAGUUUUGUUAAUGAAAUAAUCCAGAGUGGGUUAAAUGAAGAGCUGUUUUUUGAAGGUUUGAGGGAGCAGACAGAGCAGAGUUUAUCUCACAGCAGCAGCAGAGUGAGCAGAGAGCCAAACAGCCUCAUUUACAGCUUCAUGCUAAGACAACUGUUAGAGCAAAGCUGUAAAGCAAACUGUGAUUCACCCCCACCCCCCUCCUCUUCCUCCUCCUCCUCCUCCUCCAGGAGUUCACAUAAUGACCCCCCCCCCCCCCUCCUGUGGGGGGACGGACCCCCUCCUGCUGAGGUUAAUCAUCAGCUGCAGCUGAGCCUCUUUGUUUCUGUUGAUGGAACAUUACAGCUCCUUUCUCCUCAUGCAGACAGAGCUCCUUUACAAGAUUAAAGCAUCCUCACUGCCCUGCUUAGGAGGCUGUCUCCACUGUGUGUGUGUGUGUGUGUGUGUGUGUGUGUGUGUGUGUGUGUGUGUGUGUGUGUGUGUGUCAUGAACUCUUCAUCAUACAGUGUGUGUCGCUAAGUCAGCACAGCAGUGUUAACACUCUGCUGCCACCACCCUGUAAACCUAUAACUGUGAUCCACAGUGGCCUGAUAUCAGAGUCAUGUAACUGUGUGUAAUUAAAAAGCUGCAGCUCAUAGAAACAGAUUAUAUAGAUGUCCUACUUUUCAAAGCAUGGUCAUUUCUACCUUCAGUCCAAACCAUUUGGUCGGAGGUUUGGCGCUACAGGCAGGCGCUAAGGAAGUCACCAUCUCCACAAAGCUUGACAGCAGAUGGAAGCAGCAAAUGUUAUCUCAACACACUUCACAAAAAGAGGAGAUCAAGACCAAACUCUUUGUUUUAUUAUCUACAAAGACCCGACAUCGAGAUAAGAUAAUCUUCAUCCAGUAAGAUAAGACCUUCUCCAACAAUCUGCAGCGUUUAUCACGUCACAGCGCAGAAGAAACACUUCCUCUAACAGGCAGAAACCUCGAGCAGAACCAGACACGUGUUCGACAGUCAUCUGCUGAGACUGAGCUGGGUUUAGUUCAUACAAGUAUUUGGUUACCAUGCCAACAAUAAUGGAAGAAGGAUGUGCACUUUUCAUGGUUACAGUAUGUUAAUGAUAAAAGGCUGAUCCUAAUUUAAUCAAUCAAGAGGUUUAUUAUCAGUAUUUGUGAAAGUUAAAGUUUGUUGUAUCGGUUAAUUAACACGAGUAUUACAAACAUGGUAAUUAAAGUAUUUUUAUGUGUUUAUUAAGACUUUCUAAAGUUUUUAGUGUGAUAUUUCAGGUUAAGGUUUUUGUGUUAUGGUGUUUUUAAUGGAGGUGUGUGUCAAACAUGAUUUUUUUUAUCUCACGUUUGUUUGUUUCACUUUUUCUUCUUGUUUUUUGAUGAAAUGUUUUUACAUUUUUUAUCUAAUUUUUUAACAUGAGUGUCUUAGACAGUAUUUACAUGAAUUUUGGAUGUUUAUGAUGAAGUUUUUGAGUUUUGAAUGUGAUGUUUUUGCAUCCUUAACAUUAAGUUUUUGAAAGUAAAUGUGUUUUUAGUUCUAUACUAUCAUGUUAGUCGUAAUGUUGAUGUGUAUUGUUCUUUUCUGUUUUGGUUUUGAGUUUUUUUAAUUCAUAAUUUUAUGUUUUUAACGAGGUUUGGAGUUUUUGAUGAGCUGUUUCUCUGUUUCAGUCACGCCUCCGUAAACAGGACGUGGGUCUGAAGUCUCACCUGCAGCAGCUGGACCAGCAGAUCAGUGAGCUGAAGUUGGAUGUCAGGAAGGCGUCCAUAGACCAUCAGGAGAGCGACAGCAGACCCAGCUCAGGUGAGAUUGUUGGUCUUCUGUGAAUUGUUGUCACAUGACUUUGACACCUGAGGAAACACUCACCUGUGUGAUGCUCCGCCCCUCUGCAGGUUUCUUCGAGCUCAGUGACGGCAGCUCGCUGUCAAACUCGUGCACGUCGGUGUACAGCGAGUGUCUGUCCUCGUCCCAGAACAGUCUCCGCCCUCUCAGUCCGUCCAUCGUUCAUCCACAGCAGGGGGGAGUUUGCCGCCGACGUUCAGCUGAUGAAACCUCCACCCAGCACCCCCCUCCCCGGGCGUCAGGCCUCCACCUGGGCAGCAGCCGGAUCAGGGCGAGCUGUACAGAGCCGGGCCGACAGAGACCAGUAUCCACAGGUACCCCUCAGGUCCAGGAGAGAUGUUAACCCUCGGUUCCUGUUGAUUUUAAGCUCCAUCCAGCCGACUUUGUCUCCAAAACGGACAUAAAAUAAUCAUUUUCUGACAUUUUUUCUUACUUUUUUUACUUAAAUCUCUUAAACAACUUCAACCCUAACUGUUAAAAAAUUAAUGAAUAACAAAUUCGAUGUAAUCCCCUUUUUAUUCCAGUUUUUGUCAUAUUUAUUGAUAAAGUGUUCGUUCUAAACAGCUGAGAAAAACACGACAUUUUCUCCUUCUUUUCUGGAGCCUCGUCCAAAUUAAAUGUGAUUGAGCUCAUUUGUUCAUAUUAAAUUAUUUUAUAUAUCGGCAUAUAAAAUCAGAAGAUAUAUGUAAGAUAGGAAUCAUUUACAAGUGUUUAAAAAAAAUAACAGUAUAUUUGAGAUGUGAUAUCUUCUCCCCUGAUGAUCUGAAGGACCUGUUCAUCCUCAUGCAUGUCCAUCCACUCGCUCUGAAGUGAGGACAAAGUUGAAAUUGUCCAAAUGUCCCCCUCUCUUUAAAACUGUGUCUGUCAGCUCAAAAUAAAGAUGAAAAAAAGACGAAUGUCCUCAAAACGGACCGAGGAGGAACCGAGGGUUAAACCUGCAGCUGAAACUGUCCUGAAGCUCCUCGGGUUUGAUUGUCUGAAGGGUCUAAAAGGUUCUUCUAAAUCUCUUUCUCCUGUGAAGGUGAUCUGGACGGGAUCCUGGCUCAGGGACUUGGCUGCUUCAAACCUGUGGAUCCAAAGAAAUCCUCGACCCACCUGAGGACCUUUACCAUGGACUCAAAGUUCCAGAGCAACCUUGUGUCUCGUGAUGGAUCAGAAAUCUACCCGUACCCGAGUCCGCUCCACGCUGUGGCCCUACAGAGCCCCAUCUUCUUCCAGGGGGGUGACCCAGCCUCUGGACCCCAGGGACCCUUAGAGACUGGAUCUACUCAUGUCCAAAGGAAACAAACUGGGACAACUGAGACAAAGACUCUCAAGCAACCCCUGUACAGCGCCGGCACAGUCCAGAUCAAAACAGGGACUCUGCAGAACCUCAGAGCCCGGCACCAUGAGUCCUGUGAAGGUCAGUCUGUGAUCCCAGAAACCUCCCAGAGGGAAGUCCCCAGUUCAGCACAGACCACAAUGACCGUCCCACCACAGAGGGACCAGAACAGGCACUGCACGGGGUAUUCCAGACAACAGAUCCCUGAAAACAGGAACCAGAACCUGACAACCAGAGUCCCACAGGGUCCUCACAGAUCCUCAUGUCCCUCCACUGUAAGAGAGUCCAGCUGUGAUGAGGUUUCAUCACUAAGGAGGUCCAAAGGAGACCAAGAGAGGGGUCAGAGUCCAGAGAUGAGACAUGAGGAUCAUGAAGAGUCUGGUCUACAGGCAAGGAGGGUCCAAAGACAAAGAUCUGGACUGAACCACAACCCCAGAGCAGGGGACACUCACACGGCGUCCCCCCAGUUUGUCCACGCAAAGUUUGUCCCAGCUGGAUCUCAGAAGGUCAAAAUGAGGCAGGCGGACCGCAAAACCCGGGCCCUGAAACUGAGGAAACCCAGAACAGUGAGGCAACAAGAGAGGACAAGAGAACCGAGGUCCAGGGGGGACCAGAGGAGACCGGGGUGUGGAAAACCGAACCAGAAAUACUCAAACUGCCAGCCAGAGAACCACAGUCCAGGAUCUGGCUCGGAUUCCAGCCCAUGCAGUUCUGGACUACCGUACACGAACAAAACCCACAACAAACCACAUCCUGUUCCUACGGUAACAAGGUCUGGCAGGGUCCAGAGACACCACAACCUGGCCCAUGACCUGUCCGUGGACCUCAGGAGGAAGAGACAGGUGGAUCUGAUCCAGACCUCAUAUGUCCAACAUCAGUGGCCCAGGGAGUCCCAGGUUCAGGCUCCGAUGGUGCGCUGUUCCAGACCGAGUCAGUGGACUGGACCGUCCUCUGAGUCCUCAACCUCCUUCCAUCAGAGUCUAAACUCCAGAUACCCCCCUGCACCCCGGUACAGGUCCAGCCUGUACCCGCCUCGCUGUGAGUCCGAGUACUCAGCCGAAUGUGCGUCGCUGUUUCACUCGACGGUCGCGGCGAGCAGCGAGGGCGAGCUGAGCGACCACACCGCCAACCGCUUUGGAGACAGCGAGUCCAGCCAGAGCUACCAGUCUUAUUCAGAGUCCGACAGCAGCCUUUCUCUGGACCAGGACGACCCGGAAGAUCAGGAGGACUGCCUCCAAGACCCCAGGGGUAUGCCGUGGGCUCAAGUUGGCGUCCAGCAGCUCCCCCAUCCUGGACCAUCAGCCUGCCGCAUCAAAGCAUCCAGAGCCCUGAAGAAGAAGAUCCGACGGUUUCAGCCGGCCUCUCUGAAGAUCAUGACCCUGGUCUAAAAAGGGGCCCAGAACUGAGAACUCUUGAAACGGAUCAGCACCCUGAAACUUAGGAGCUACAAACUGCAGUUCCUCUCCUGUCCACUAGAGGCUGUGUCCUGCAGUGAGUCGGCCCCCAUAGAGCCCCAUGUUAAAACUUUACCAUAGAAAUGAAGUCAUUUACAGCCUGGAACCAGAACCGUUUGGGUCUCUGUUCAAGACCACCAUACAGACUAAGACUAUAGAAAACUCAGCAGGUAGAUAAAGGGUUAAACCUGAGGGGGUGUGGUCUCUGUGACUGAAGGUUAACUUUGUUGUAACUGAUGUUGGCCUCCAUCUUUGGGCGUCACAACACCUCCUCAGAAACCAGUGGAUGAUCACAGACUGUGGGGGAAAAACAGAGAGAACUCUGGGUAACUGCUCACCUGUUUGAAACACCUGGUUCCCUUUAACUAUCCUGAGUCAUUUAAACUAACUCUGUUGAACUCUAAAAGGUUCGAUUAAUGAAAAUUAUUCAACUUUCACCAG